AUGCCCGAUGAUUUAACAAAAUAUAACUUGCUUGAAGAAUUAGUUUUGGAACCUUCAAUUACUUCUUUCGAUGAAAAGUAUGAAAUUCCUGUAGAUUAUUUAAAGAAUGAGUAUUGUGCUUUUCAAUGUAAUAAUAACUGGAUUAUAACUGUUCAAGAAAUAUACCCGUUUAUUAAUUCUGUGACUUUUGAAACAUAUGACAAUUUUUUAUUGGUUAAAAUUUUAUUAAAUAAAAAAUAUACUUUGAUAUUUGAGGUACCUAAAAAAUAA
Molecule: messenger RNA, 270 nt
Organism: Hepatospora eriocheir
Lineage: Eukaryota; Fungi; Microsporidia; Hepatosporidae
Source: the annotation of a GenBank genome assembly